GAGCUAGAAUGACUCACCAGAGUUUUGGCCCAGAAGAUACAAAAUCUUAUUGGAGUGCACAUUGAUGUUCCAGCACCUUAUAUGGGAACAAAUCCACAGGAAAAGAAGAUGCCGCACAGGAAGUUUGAGCAUCCCCUGCAUGGGUCCCUUGGAUUUCUCCCACGGAAGCGUACUGCUCGUCACAGGGGAAAAGCAUGCAGUGAGAGAGAGCUUGCGAGCUUCCAAGAAAGAGUUCAAUAAGAUAGAAGAUGAUUUGAAGUUGCUUCAGAGCAUUGGGCAGAUAAUCGGAGAAGUUCUCAGGCCUCUUGACAAUGAGCGAUGUAAUUACUCAUUUCUUUUGUUCUUUAUUUCCAUUUUUUUUUGGGGGAGGGGGGGUUUCUAGAAAUUGUUUGUGAAAUCAUUUUAGCUCUAUCUUUUUUAGUGUAGAAUCCGGAGUCUUGAUACAUGUCAUGCAAAAAAUAAAUAAAUACAAGCUCUAGUCUAUUAUGGGCUACCUGUAAAUGGAAUAAUUCAUAAUGUGCUCUUAGUUAUUAAACUGGUCAAUAAAUUUAUUGUAAUGAACUUAAACUUAGU
This is a messenger RNA of Camellia sinensis, 573 nucleotides long. Lineage: Eukaryota; Viridiplantae; Streptophyta; Magnoliopsida; Ericales; Theaceae. The record is from RefSeq and is a predicted model, not a curated record.